AUGCAAAACGAUAGACCAGUAACUCGAAGUGUUGCAAGAGCUCAAGCAUCUCGUGCAGAAAAUGAGAAUAAUGUUGACGACAAUGAAGAAUUUGUGGAAGGACCUCAAUACGUCAAUUUCGAAAAUCCUUCUCCUGGAAUUUAUUCAUACUCAUCGAAAGUGCAACUACCAAAACUUCAAGGAUAUUCUUUAAACAACAUUGAGUCAUGGUUUAUUCGUUUGGAUGCGUUUUUUAAGUUGCACAAUAUCACUAACGAUAGCGAACAAUUCAGCAUUACUAUUAUUCAUUUGGAUGAGCGUCUGUAUGAUGAAGCUUUCGAUAUUAUAACCAAUCCACUAUCGAUUAAUAAAUUUAUCACUCUAAAAGAAGUGAUUUCAAAUAAAUUUUCUACCUCAUCAAUAUCACGUUUAGAGCAAUUAGCUUCCCGUAUACAGUUGGGCGAUACCAAACCAAGUCAUUUGUUAACUAAACUACAACGUACCAAUGUAACCCAAGACAAGAACAUAAUUCGUGAUUUUUGGUUACAACGUUUACCUCCAACAGCUCGUGCGGUUUUAGCAGGUAUGAUAAGAAGUCAGCCAAAUAUAUCAUUUACAGAAUUGUCACUGGUUGCUGAUGAAAUCGUUGAUUCGUUAAGAAAUAGCAACAACGGGAUAGCCGAAAUUUCUGAGGAAUCGUUGAAUUCUGAUAUAUGUGCAGUUGGCAACACAGGAUCAGUAAAUAAACGUCUGUCAAAUUUGGAAAAUUCUAUCUCGCGCAUUGAAAAAUCAUUGAGAACUUUAUCUUUACCAAAUCAACAGAGCCGCCAGUCUAAUUCUCAACAAAACGCUAACACAAAUAUUUUAUGCUGGUAUCAUUUCAAGUUUGGCAAUAAUGCCAAACAAUCCAAUGAAACUUCUAGAGCUAAUAACGAGAAGCUGUUAGCUGAAGUUCAAGAAACUUCUAGAGUCAACAACGAGAAACUUCUUGCCGACAAUGAGAAACUUCGUUCUGAGGUUAAAGCUGAAGUCAAAGAAAUUAUUAAACACUUAGCGGAAAUCUAA
Calliphora vicina (urban bluebottle blowfly) is the source of this 1044-nucleotide messenger RNA. RefSeq lists its product as uncharacterized. The coding region runs from base 1 to 1044 and encodes 347 amino acids. Lineage: Eukaryota; Metazoa; Arthropoda; Insecta; Diptera; Calliphoridae. The transcript is spliced from 2 exons. The record is from RefSeq and is a predicted model, not a curated record.